Thunnus maccoyii (southern bluefin tuna) is the source of this 1196-nucleotide messenger RNA. Its product is annotated as macrophage mannose receptor 1-like. NCBI's taxonomy places the organism in Eukaryota, Metazoa, Chordata, Actinopteri, Scombriformes, Scombridae. The record is from RefSeq and is a predicted model, not a curated record. Bases 1 to 1044 code for a protein of 347 amino acids. The transcript is spliced from 7 exons.
AUGGAGCAGUUACAAAAUGCUAUCCCUUUCAUUGUACCUCAGCAGUACCACCUCAUAAACCACUCCCUGACCUGGUAUGAGGCCCAGAGCUACUGCAGAGUAAAGUACACCGACCUGGCCACCGUAAACAACAUGGAUGACAAGAACAGCCUGGUCAAUACGCUGGGCAGUCAUGUGACAAACAGCUGGAUCGGGCUUCAGAAAGGGGGGGCUAGCAGGUGGAUGUGGUCUGAUGGCAGCGGCAGAGCGCAAUUCACCAAGUGGAGUGACGGUGAACCCAAUAAUGUUGCAGGCAAUGAACAGUGUGUUGAGAUGUCUGAGACAGGCUCGUGGAAUGACAUACCAUGUGAAGAGAUCAAAGGUUAUGUGUGUUAUGAACCCACUCAAUCUCAAACAUUUGUGAUGGUCAAUGGUCUCCACCAAAUCCUAUGUGAUCAGGACGGCAAGAGAAGGUAUGUGUAUUACUCAGGAGGAAGGAGCUGGGUGAACAGUCAAGAUCUGUGUAGAAGUAAGAGGACUGACAUGGCCGAUGUAAGGAGCGAAACCGAAAAUUCUAGGAUUGUCAAUUUAGCCAAAACGUGGCUGCCCAACAAAGUGUGGAUUGGCCUGUUUAGAGAUACCUGGAUGUGGUCUGAUGGAAGAGAAACCUCCUUCAGGUACUGGCUGAGAGACUCGCAUUCUUGGGGAGACUGUGCUUCUGUUGCAGUGUCACAACAGGGGCGUUGGGUUGAAACUCAGUGUAACCAGAAGGCCACGUUUGUCUGCCAGGGUGGUCUCAAAGUGAAGAAGAUGGUAAUAAGGAUAAAGGUUCGCUCUGGUGUGGAUCUCACUGACUCCACAGUCAGCAGUACACUCCUGAAAAAGUUGGAGAUAAGCCUGAAGCAUCAAAGUGUGACUGAUUUCAAACUAACGUGGCAAAAUGACAAAGGUGGACACGUCUUCCAACGUCAGCAGGUGAAGGUCGCCGAAAAGAAAGAAUGCUCAUCGUUGAGCAGAACUGCCAACGUCAUUUCCCGCCAAGUGUUGGAGUUUAAGUCAAACUGAGGAGUGGGUUGAAUUGUGCUGUUGAAGAAUUGAGAAUGAUCAUGAUGAUGAUUUAAUAUGUAUGUAGUUACAGUGUAAUAUGUACUGUUUAUCUAUCUAUACUGUUCAGCUUAAUACAAACUGAUGAAUGUAUCUUCUUUAACUGUAAUUAA